This is a messenger RNA of Larimichthys crocea (large yellow croaker), 3768 nucleotides long. RefSeq names its product dual-specificity tyrosine-(Y)-phosphorylation regulated kinase 4 (gene dyrk4). Lineage: Eukaryota; Metazoa; Chordata; Actinopteri; Sciaenidae. The record is from RefSeq and is a predicted model, not a curated record. Gene Ontology annotation, cellular component: cytoskeleton; nucleus; cytoplasm. The transcript has 14 exons. Gene Ontology annotation, molecular function: protein serine/threonine/tyrosine kinase activity; ATP binding; protein serine/threonine kinase activity. The coding region runs from base 471 to 2435 and encodes 654 amino acids. Gene Ontology annotation, biological process: peptidyl-threonine phosphorylation; peptidyl-serine phosphorylation.
AAAUAGUUUGGAUGAACCUGGCAAGGAAGAAAACAAAGGGAACCGAGGUCUCAAACAACCAGAACGUUACCGCUUAUAUAUGUUGGGGUGAGUUAUGACAAACCACAGGGAGUUCUGCAUUAAGAAGUCAGUCAUAUUUUCAGGAUUUCAACACAUCUAACGAAGACAUUGGAAAGUCAACGUAACUAAACUUCAUAGCAUCAAAUUGCUGUUAACUUCAAGAGGAAUUUCAUUUUGGCAAAAAGAAGUCAAGGAGCAAUACCCUGACUUACACUUCAUAGACUAAAAGCAGCAGGUAACGCAGGCCUGGCAUCAUCAUCGUCAUCAUCAUCCUUCAAUUUGUUUCCGCGGGUGUCUUAUCUGAUCUCUGACCUGCUGAGCAGCUACCUCCCCUCUGGCUGGAAAUGGUGUCUGGAAGCUGAGGUGGGCUUCAGGGUGUGGUCGUGGUGGCAGCAUGGGGGAGAAAUGCUAUGUGGGAAGACGGGACCUCGCCUGCGUGCUGUGGUUUUAGCCUUCUUCAGGGCUGCUGCUGGGGCAGGAACAGGAGGGUCCAACCUGAGACGUCACGACCAGAGGCCUUCCCUCACCCUCACAGACUCCCAACAGAAGGCAGCCGCAUUGGAACAAACCGACCCUGCUCACAGAAGUUUGGCCCUGGUGUGGGGACCUUGCCUCAGCUUGAGCCACCAGUGGUCCAGGUGGUGGUCAGCAAUGCCAAAAACCAACACCAGCAGUCGGACAACAUCCUGCCCCAAAUUGCCAACAAAGGGGGCCAAAACAACUACCAAACCCAUCCGGAUGAGAGGCCGAAGCCCACCCAGCAGUUCGCCAUGCGCUUUGGUGCAGCAAUGGAUAAAGUGUCAGUCUCCCGCAACAGCAAGAUUUUUAGCAACAAGGUGGAGAAGGAGAAGUCAUAUGAGGGACAAAGGUUACCUAUGUCCCCUGUAGAGGCACUGAAGAACUUCCAGGAGCGACUGACGCCGUUUGAACAGGAGGAGAUCAUGGACUACGCAGAGAUCUGGUUCAUGGGUUUGGGCUCUCAGAAGAUCGAGGGUUCCCAAGGCACACCGCAGAACUCCGGAUAUGACGACGAGCAUGGAAGCUACAUCAGGGUGCUGCAUGACCACAUUGGCUACAGGUUUGAAGUGCUUGAAGUGAUCGGGAAAGGCUCCUUCGGACAGGUCCUGAAAUGUCUGGAUCACAAAAACAAUGAACUCGUAGCUAUUAAGAUGAUACGCAAUAAGAAAAGGUUUCAUCACCAAGCUCUGGUUGAGCUGAAGAUCUUGGACGUAAUAAAGAGGAAAGACAAAGACAACCUCCACAAUGUCAUCCACAUGAAGGAGUACUUCUACUUCCGCAACCACCUUUGCAUCUCCUUUGAGCUGCUCGGGGUGAACUUAUAUGAGCUCAUCAAAAAAAACAACUUCCAGGGCUUCAGUCUUGCGCUCAUUCGUCGCUUCACCCACGCUCUUCUCAGGUGCCUGCAGAUGCUGCACAGGGAGAAGAUAAUCCACUGUGACCUCAAACCGGAGAACAUCCUUUUGUCACAGCGAGGGCCAGGGAACAUCAAGGUGGUUGACUUUGGAUCAAGCUGUUAUGAACAACAAAGAGUGUACACCUACAUCCAAAGUCGCUUCUACCGCUCUCCAGAGGUCAUCCUGGGUCACCCCUACAGCAUGGCCAUUGACAUGUGGAGUCUGGGUUGCAUCCUUGCUGAACUCCACACAGGCUAUCCUCUUUUCCCAGGAGAGAGUGAAGUGGAGCAGAUAGCUUGCAUAAUGGAGGUACUUGGAUUGCCUCCAAAUGAUUUUGUUCAAUCCGCAUCGAGGAGAAGGUUGUUCUUUGACUCAAAAGGAAACCCCAGGAACAUCACUAAUAGCAAGGGGAAGAAGAGGAGACCCAACUCCAAGGAGCUGUCAGCUGCAUUGAAAACUAAUGAUCCUUUGUUCUUAGACUUCAUCAAAUGCUGCCUCACUUGGGAUCCAACCAAGCGUAUGACUCCUGAUGAGGGGUUACAGCAUGAGUGGAUACUGGAGGGAAAUUUCAACAAGGUCCGGCCAAGAGCCAGGCCAACGGUGAAGAAGUCCUCCGACAGUUCGACCAGCACAGACAACAGCAGCGAGCCCAGUUUACGCAAACAAUCCAACAGCAAGCCUGGGGAGAAGGUCAGCUCAGACAGCAGCCCUGCUGACAAGCUAAAGAGAGAUACCUCAUCAUCAGGAACAAAGAUGGCCCCUGCUGAGCGUCUGCGGCCCAUCGGGGCCUCAGCUGAGGAGGAGGUGUAUGAGAAUGAUAGCCAGAACUCGGCGGACACCAAGCAGCAAGAAGGAGGUGGAGAGAGGCCCGUUCACAUCAUCAUCAAGCCUCAAGAGGAAAUGGGCACAGAGAGGAAAGAUAGCCAGGAAUCGUCUCAGUGUUUGCCUCCUAUCAUGUAACAGUUGAAGGGAUUAAAUUGUUGAAGUGGAAGUAAAUGGACAGUUGAGAGAAAGUUGCAUUUGUUUGGGCCUGUACACACAGAAAAUGUAAAGAUCCUUUAUGCUCUCAUUUGCUACAAACACUGCCAUGUUGGGUUUGUGUCUUCACAAGGACACGAAACAACAUGUUAGAGAUGUCAGAGCUGUUUCAAGCUGGAAAGCAGCUCAGGUUUCCUACUGACGGGUAGGAAAAAAAUCAGUUCCCACAUGCUGUGAAGAAAAUAUUGAUGUAUGGAGGGAACACACUGAUCAUCAGCAAAGAGGGACAUCUUCUAUUUAUUGUUUUAAGUAUACAGUCAUAGCAUAUUAAUUUACUUCUGUGGAACUUUGAGUUUGUAUGACAGUGGAGUCAAGCAACCAGUUGUACUGUUUGUUUUUUUUUUACAAAGGAGUUAGGAUACAGAUGCAGGCAGGCAUUUUGUUUAAAAGUGUCACAAUACAGACAUUACAUAAGAAUGCACAUAUUACAUUUACAUCAUAAUUCAUAGUACAGCAUCAACUUUUUGCUGUCUCUGUCUCCUGUAUUAUUUAAUGAACCCAAUCUUUGCUGUGCAUUGAAAUCUUUAAUAAACAGGUUAGACUUUUUUUCAGCUAUCAUGUUAAAAAUCUGAGUAUGUGACUUUAAAAAGUGCAUGGGUGGUCUUUGUUUUUGCUUUUUUCUUUUAGACAUUUUAGCAUUACUUUCAUGAUGGUUAAAUAUAUGAAGAAUUGUGUGCAAUAAAGGCUGAGCCAAAAAAUUGUUAGUUUUUUUUUUUUUAAUUCACGUUAUAGAAAUAAUUGUCAUGUACUUUUUAAUUGUUGAAUGCAGUUGAUGACAUAUUGAUUAUUAAUGAUUUCACUUAUUUAUUAUGGAAAAUAUUUGAUCCUAUGUUUCAUAUUUGUUCAACAAUUUAAUUCAACAAUCAUAAAAUAUGUAUUUGUAAUAGAACUUUAUUGUAUAUAUUUCUGCUGUAAUUUCCUAUGUAUGUGUAAUACAGAACAUAUUUUAAGAGAAUAUUUGUUGAGGGUUUAGACAAGGUUUUACUUGUUGUGUUGUUUCUGUAUGAAAACAUUUUGUAUGUUUGUGUUACACAUUUUUUUAUAUUAGAAACAAAAAGACAAUCCUAUUAUUGAUAGUUUGUGCCUUGCAGUAUUAGAAAUCUUGCACUUUACUCUUGUGUGUGUACAUCUGGAUUAGAAACCAUUGGAUUCUUACCGGUCACACAGACAAGGGUUCAGAUUACCCCGCCAGGAUCCCUUUUAUUGGACAAAAUGAUGUCACAUCUGAUGUUACAGAACACAAUGACACAAUUGU